AUGUUGGAAAAGAAAAAGGACGAUUUAUAAGAUUCCCUGAUAUCAAAUGCUUAUAAGGGUCUUUAGACUAAUUAAUCCAGACUUGAUAAAUCUAAAAUCAAUGAGAAGGCUUCAUCAAAUGUUUUCAUAGAUGGAUUAUAUGGAUUCUUUAAAGUUAAAAUGGGUCCAGGAAAAAAAUCUAAGACUCCAAAAGUCCUUCAAUAUACCUACGAGUUAGGGUCAAGAUUUGAAAAUUUCUUUAUGGACUUUGAUGCAGCAGUUAUAGAUUUUAUUCAAGGAGUGCAUUUGAAAGGUGAUUCUACCAGAUGUAGAUUUUUGUAGUUCCUAUUUGCUUUUAUAUCCAUUAUAUUCUCAUACUUUUACGCCUUGGAACUGUGGGUAGUCUUAAUCCUCAAUCUAAACUUAUAUCAAGAAGAUUCAACUGCUGUAAUAAGACUUUUGAUUUUAUUUACUUUACAGAUAAGAAUCACUCACAUGCUCUUGCUCAAUAUUAUAAUAACACAAAUGUUUAAGAGAUUUGUUUUAAGAAUGAGACCUCAAUAUCAAUCAGGUUCGAGAUCACUAGUAUUAGUUGGUUAGAGAUCUAGCAGUAUUCCUUCCCGAAUCGUAAUAGCAGCUCCUACUCUAACUUUUGCGUUACUUAAUUCUGAUUUGAUGUAGCUUAGAGAUAACUUGGGUGCGAUUAUAGGAAUUUGUGUUGGUGUUUACAUUUUAGCUUCAAUAAUCAGAGUAUUAUAGCAACUUAAAAUAUUUUAUAGAUUCAUCUUGGUACUUGCUUUCCUAGUGAUUGCGUUGCUUCUUUACCAAUAGUACUUUAUAUUUAAAGUUUAAAGAUUUUUAGAUAAUUGGAAUAAUAAGUCUAAGUUAUUUAUUGGAGACGGUUUAAAUGAAUUCAAGAUGCACUUAAUAAUGUGGAAAAGAUAUUUGCUAUUCAUAGAGCUAAUUAGACUCAAUAACUAUAGAUAAUUUCUCAGUAUAUGA
Molecule: messenger RNA, 981 nt
Organism: Stylonychia lemnae
Lineage: Eukaryota; Ciliophora; Spirotrichea; Sporadotrichida; Oxytrichidae
Source: the annotation of a GenBank genome assembly